Molecule: messenger RNA, 378 nt
Organism: Guillardia theta CCMP2712
Lineage: Eukaryota; Cryptophyceae; Pyrenomonadales; Geminigeraceae
Exons: 2
Coding region: 34-321 (95 amino acids)
Source: RefSeq, a predicted model, not a curated record
CGUUGGCUUGUGUGUUCCUCUUUGUCGUUCUUGAUGGGCCACUUGUGGUUGAUAGAGUCGAAGGAAUUCAGAUCGUUCUGUCGCACGUUUGCUGACAUAUCAGAGACGUUCUGUCGCACGUUUGCUGACAUAUCAGAGACGAACUUCUCUGCGUCGUGCGGGUUCUGGAGGAUGCAAGGCAAGAUACCUGCACUCACUGUGACGCCGCUGGUCCGCAGCCCAGCUGUGACGCCGCUGGUCCGCAAGGAUGCGGCGACACAAACUGAAGGUCCCUCUCGCCCUGGCAGAUCGCUGAUGCCUGCAUCCACCCCUGAAUCAUGACCGCCGUAGGAUGAGGCACCGCCAGCGGCAUCUCGCAAAGUUGAGCUGCUCCGACUG